Chondrus crispus (carragheen) is the source of this 965-nucleotide messenger RNA. RefSeq lists its product as hypothetical. The transcript is spliced from 3 exons. NCBI's taxonomy places the organism in Eukaryota, Rhodophyta, Florideophyceae, Gigartinales, Gigartinaceae. The coding region runs from base 405 to 965 and encodes 186 amino acids. Gene Ontology annotation, molecular function: lipoic acid binding; acetyltransferase activity. The record is from RefSeq and is a predicted model, not a curated record. Gene Ontology annotation, cellular component: mitochondrion; cytoplasm.
AGCAGUCGCUCUCCGGCGCACCGAAUUCGCACCUGCGCUUCAGACAGUUGAAGCACAAGAUCUCGUAGAUAUGUGGAGGUUGUUUACGUGCAACGUCACUAGGAGACGUGAGCUUCCACAUGGAACGGAGUCGCAGCGUUGGCGCCCAACACGACAACUGCGACAUCCCUCGAUUUUUUUGUUUUUUUUUUCAAGACGGGUUUUGCUCGGUUUUGGGCCUGAAGUUACACUCGCAAUUUCUCAUUCACCCCACAAUCUUAUCUUUCCACCUACGGCGAGAUAGCUUGACAACCCGUAGCAUCAUGCAGUCUAGAGAAGAGCAGUAGGAGGAGACUCGACUUGUUCAGAAAUAAAUAUAUUCGAAGUCUUUCCAGCGCAAGCAUUUUCUUAAGCUCGAGGGCCAAAUGUUUGCUCUCCGUUCCCUGCUACGGUCACCCGCGCUUCGAAGGGCACCGCCCUUGCUCUUCACCCCCCAGCUCCAUUUAGUACGACGGGCAAUUUCGUCAGUGAGCACUGGCAGAACCCCCUUCCUCCUCGCCGACAUCGGCGAGGGCAUCGCCGAAGUUGAAGUUAUUCAAUUCUUCGUUGAAGAGGGUGACAAAGUCUCCCAAUUUCAACCGCUCGUGGAGGUACAAAGCGACAAAGCUACUGUUGAAAUUUCUUCCAGGUACGACGGUAUCGUUGAUGCGCUCAGCUACAAACCAGGCGAUAUUGCUACAGUUGGUUCGCCUCUUUGCUACAUUCGCACCUCCGAGGCUGGAGUGGCGCCUGAUGCGGACACUCAAAAAGAAAGCAAGGAGGAAACGGUUCAGCAAGCAGAGCCCGCAAAAAGAUCUCAUAUAAAAGAUCAUUCACAGAGCUCAGAUGCAACAACCAAAUCAGACGGAAUUGCGCUCGCAACGCCCUCUACGAGAAGAUUAGCUCGCGAGCACGGAUUGGAUAUUGACGUAAUAACUGGGAGGUAA